AAUCAAUGUAGCACCGAAGCUGCUCAAUAUGUCUUCCUUCAUUUUGAACAAUGUGCUCUAAUCUCAAAACCAUAUUUUUCACAGCCGAACGCGAUGAGUCUGCCGGAAUAUCCAGAACAUGGCGCCAAACACUGUCUUUGGGAUCUGGCACAGAUGCAGAUUUUCUACGGUAGACGUUGUUUUUCAGGAAACCUCAUGAAAACCAAAAGUUACAGCGCCACCUAUCGACAAUUUUUUUUACAAUUUUUGUAUUAAAAAAUGUCACGCGCAUGAUUUCAAUUAUCUGUAGUCCAAGUUUUGUCUUAUUUCCAGCAGUAGAAGAGCUCCAGAGCUCUCUAAAGUGAAAUUGCUAACCCGGUAUUUAGAAUCACGUAGAAUUUCAGAUUAAAUUUAACAUGAAAAAUAAAAAUUAUGAUUUCUAAACUUACGUAUACAAUUAAUAUGCGUGUAAUACGAUAUUGUCUUUCAUAUAAUAAAAAUUAAUUAUUUUAUUAUGUAUUUUUAUAGAUAUCGAAUAUGUUUAUUGGAAUUGCAUAUCGCUAUCUUUCAAAACUAUUUCGUAAACACGGAAUAAAUGUCUCAAGACACGCGUCAUGGUACAUAGUCGUGCCUAUCUUCACGACAUUGCUAUCAGCCACAGGAUUUCAAAAGUUCUCUCAAGAUCUAAGCGACGACUCCAUAAUUCCAACCGGAGGGAUUAUCGACAAGCACAAGUCGCAUUUGACGCAAUUAUUUCCCAUAGAUCUCGCGUCAAACUUCGACCCCGCAAGAUUAUUGCACGUCGUUCGUUACGGAACCGUUAUUGUCGAAGCCACGGACGGAAACUCGAUUCUACGAGAGUUCGUCUUUCGUGAAAUUGUCACCUUGGAUCGAGAAAUUCGAAAUUUCUUUGUUGGAGAAGACGACGGAUGGAACUACAAAGACAUCUGUGCUAGAAAUAAUGGAAAGUGUUACGAAAAUAAAAUCCUUCUUAUAGACAAUAAACUGAAAGCGUUGCAAAACGGAACAUUUCGAUUAAAAUAUCCAAUUGGCGACACGAGCAGAAAUUACGACGUUUUAACUUUGGGUGGCGUGGAAAUGAACAAAGAAGGAUAUAUAAUAUCUACCAAGGCUGUUAAAUUGUUCUAUUUUCUAGACGAUUCGAAUAAAUGGGCGGAAGAAAAAGCAAUAAUAUGGGAAAAUCGAUUCGUAGACAUCUUGAAUAGACUGAACUUUUCUUAUAUUAAAACGAGUAAAGAUGUGUUUCUUUCUAGGGAUGAAUCGAAAGCGCAAGUUUUUCUCGCUACUCUAAAAUAUGUUCCGAGUUCUGCAUUCUUGAUGGUUACUUUUACCGUUGUUACUUGUUUAUGGCCAGACUUUCUCCGAAGUAAACCUUGGACCGGGAUCAUGUCGUCGAUAGCCACGGGAAUGAGUGUGAUUUCUGGAUACGGCGUUCUGCUCUAUGUGGGUUAUAGAAUAUCUCCUGUGACAUAUAUGAUUCCGUUUCUUAUUUUAGGUAUUGGUAUGGACGAUACAUUUGUUAUGUUAUCAGCCUGGAUGAAAACCGACCCGAAGAAAUCUGUGGAAGAUAGAAUGGCCGAAACAUUCACCGAGUCGGGUGUUUCUAUCACAAUCACUUCUCUGACUAACGUUGCAUCGUUUUUAGUAGGAAUAUUCAUUGCCACUAUCCCGAUGUAUAAGGAACUUUGCGUGUUCAUGUCAACGUGUUUGCUCUUCGACUACAUUUAUCAAGUCACCUUUGUUGCAGCGAUUUUGGUUCUCUGUGGAAGAGCGGAAGAACGUCAAUUGCAUUCCUUGGUAUUUAUAAAAUUUCCAGAAAAUAAAAACUUUUUUCAACGUAUAUUCUGUUUUGUGCGUUCAGAAGAUCCGAUGACAAAGAAACAAAAUGAAACUUUUGGAUUUACUAAACUUUUGAAGAGUUUAAACCAGCUGAUGCGAAACAAGAUCUCAGCGAUCAUCAUCUUAUUUGCAUAUUUUACUUACUUGGGAAUUUCAAUUUGGGGGUUAAGAAAAUUUACUUACGGACGAGAAUUAGAAGAUAAUUUAAUUCGAGGUACUUAUCGAUAUAAUUAUUACAAAACAAAUGAAAAGUAUUACAAUCAAUACAAGUACAGGUUACAGCUGUUCAUCACGCAGGAACUCGAUUAUUCAAAUCGCACAAUACAACAAAAUAUUGAAAAUAUGCUACACACUCUCGAAUCGGAUCCUCUGAUUGCUGGAUCAUUGACCGAAUCCUGGCUAAGAAGUUAUUUAAAAUUUUUUGAAGACAACAGAAUUAACUUGUUCCUAACCGGAUAUAACAUUACAAAUUCGGAAGAUUUUCUUUUCGUUCUGCAUAAAUUAUUUCUUCGAAUUCCAGAAGCGAAAAGAUUCAGACAAGACAUCGUUUUCGAUUCUUCCUCCACCAGAAUUAUUUCCACUCGUUUCUUUCUUCAAACGAACGUUACAAGCAACGGGAGUUAUUUCUACAAUCAGUUUAAAGACUUUCAAGAAAAGUUGAAUUCUUUCCCAUUCACCACUGUUGUGUAUCAUCCGUUGUUUUACUAUUUCGACGCUAUCGACGCCAUACCUACGACAGCAAUUCAGACUUUAAGCAUUGUGUCGAUCACCGUUUCUAUUAUAUCUGCCGCGUUGUUACCAAAUGUCAUUUGCAUCAUUUGCGUAUUAUUCAACAUAAUAUCUGUAGGAGCGGGGGUAAUGGGUUUCAUGUUUCUUUUUAAUCUCACACUUAAUCUGAUGUCCUUGUCUGUUCUCAUUAUCGUUAUUGGAUAUUCGGUCGAUUACGCGGCUCACGUUUCCUGCGCGUACAUAUCUGCGAAAGAAAGUAGUCCCGACAAACGUUUGGAGAAUGCAAUAAGCUUGACGGCGAUUCCCAUCAUACAAGGAAGCGUCACUACCAUUCUUGCCAUUGUAACGGUGUUGAANACUGUUGUGUAUCAUCCGUUGUUUUACUAUUUCGACGCUAUCGACGCCAUACCUACGACAGCAAUUCAGACUUUAAGCAUUGUGUCGAUCACCGUUUCUAUUAUAUCUGCCGCGUUGUUACCAAAUGUCAUUUGCAUCAUUUGCGUAUUAUUCAACAUAAUAUCUGUAGGAGCGGGGGUAAUGGGUUUCAUGUUUCUUUUUAAUCUCACACUUAAUCUGAUGUCCUUGUCUGUUCUCAUUAUCGUUAUUGGAUAUUCGGUCGAUUACGCGGCUCACGUUUCCUGCGCGUACAUAUCUGCGAAAGAAAGUAGUCCCGACAAACGUUUGGAGAAUGCAAUAAGCUUGACGGCGAUUCCCAUCAUACAAGGAAGCGUCACUACCAUUCUUGCCAUUGUAACGGUGUUGAACGUUUCGGAAAAAGAAACAUUGUUAGCCAUAAAAGUGAUUGUUUUAGCCUGUGUAAUCGCCGGAAUUCACGGACUUACAUUUGUUCCAAUAAUUAUUUCGAUGAUCGACAGAAUUUUUCAGAAAUGUGUUUAUUUUAAAUCCAAGUGUCAAAGUUCGAACUCAUUCAGCCCUAAUCGUUAA
Messenger RNA from Centruroides sculpturatus (bark scorpion), 3513 nucleotides. Its product is annotated as patched domain-containing protein 3-like. The coding region runs from base 517 to 3513 and encodes 998 amino acids. NCBI's taxonomy places the organism in Eukaryota, Metazoa, Arthropoda, Arachnida, Scorpiones, Buthidae. The record is from RefSeq and is a predicted model, not a curated record. Gene Ontology annotation, cellular component: membrane. The transcript is spliced from 3 exons.